Oppia nitens is the source of this 2486-nucleotide messenger RNA. Its product is annotated as probable 3',5'-cyclic phosphodiesterase pde-5. The coding region runs from base 45 to 2357 and encodes 770 amino acids. The transcript has 16 exons. Gene Ontology annotation, molecular function: protein binding; 3',5'-cGMP-stimulated cyclic-nucleotide phosphodiesterase activity. Gene Ontology annotation, biological process: negative regulation of receptor guanylyl cyclase signaling pathway; signal transduction. NCBI's taxonomy places the organism in Eukaryota, Metazoa, Arthropoda, Arachnida, Sarcoptiformes, Oppiidae. The record is from RefSeq and is a predicted model, not a curated record.
UUUAAAACAAUCAUUUCAUCAAAAAAAUAAAAUAAAAAUAAAACAUGAUUUGCAACUAUGAAAUAAUGGAUGAAUUUUUAAAUGAAAACCCGGACUAUUUGGACGACUAUGUGCUCAACAAUGUAUCGACUGAUCAAAUUGAGAGAUGGCUUAUCCGUAAAAAUCGCAACAAAAAGACCAGUCUAUCCCGUUAUAAGUUUUGUGUACACGCCGACAAACGUAAAAUGAUACAAUCGUUGACCAAUUUGUUGCACGACAUGCCCCAGAAAGCACAGGUACUACACGAACUGUCCUCAACAAUAGCUUCGGCAGUCAAUGCCAGCUCAUGGAACCUAUUCCUCUAUGACUACCAUCUCAAUGAUCAGGAAAUCAAUACCUAUGAAAACAUAUGCCGUUUGUCUCAUCAUAAGACAGUGGACAGCACCGACCUAUCACUGGCACUACAUGUAUCCAAAUUCAAAAAGACAGUAUCGUGUCGUAUAGAUGAAUAUGACAGUCGGUUUCCUUAUGGUGUACCCAAUGCCCCGCAAAACGCGUCAUUCGCUAUGGCCCUGCCUAUUGUCCAAUCGGAUAACGCCCUAAUCGGUGUAUUGGAAUUGUAUAGGAAAAAGGGUUUGCCAUACUUUUUCGAGGAGGACGAGGAGAUAGCCAACAGUUAUCUAGUAUGGGGUGGAGUAGCCCUACAUUAUGCUGAGCUUUACUAUAAUCUAUCGCAACAAAGAAAAUUGAAUACGUUUUUGCUAUCAGUUGUCAGAUCAAUAUUUCAGGAUAUGGUUAACAUGGAUGUAGUCGUAUCAAAAAUAUUGGAAUACGCGCGUAAUUUGGUUAACGCGGACCGCGCGUCACUGUUUUUGAUUGACUACACCAGCAAUCAAUUGUAUCCGUUUAUAUUUGACGCCAACGACAACAACGAGGAACGGGCGCUGAAAAAAGAGAUACAUUUCCCCAUCGGAUCGGGUAUUGCCGGCAAUGUAGCCAAAACAGGUGUACCCUUGAAUAUUGCCAACGCUUACGCCGAUUCCCGAUUCAAUAGGUCUAUCGACCAGAAAACCGGUUAUCAAACAAAAAGCAUACUAUGUAUGCCUAUAUUCAUACGGGACAAAGUGAUCGGUGUCUUACAAAUGGUUAACAAAAAAGUUUUAGACAUUUUUACCAAAGAAGAUGAAGAAAGUUUUGCCGUAUUUGCCACCUAUUGUGGUCUGGCUCUGGAUCACGCACGGUUAUACGAAAAGAUACAUAAAUCGCAAGAAAAAUAUAAGGUAGCUCUGGAGGUACUGUCCUAUCAUAAUACCUGUACCAGCGAUGAGCUCCAGGAGAUCAAAUCGACACCAUUGGAUCAGUUACCAGAUGAGACUGAUCCCGAUUUUACACCCUAUCGGCUGUCCAGCGACGAAAAAGUCUUAUCAUCGGUAAAACUGAUCCAAUCGUUUAGCGGCAUUACCAAAUGUGACCAGGAUGAUAUCUACCGGUUCGCCCUGACCGUACGGAAAAACUAUCGUAAAGUACCCUAUCAUAACUGGUCGCACGGUUACUCAGUUGCCCAAACUAUCUACAUAUUUACCCGUCAAUCGGAAAACUAUUCAACCUUGGAUAAAUUUUCGUUUUUUGUAUCCGGGUUAUGUCACGAUCUGGACCAUCGGGGUACUAACAAUCAAUUUUUGGUCAACUCAUCGGCAUCCCUGGCCAAUCUGUAUUCAAAUAGUCCACUAGAGUAUCAUCAUUUUAAUCAGGCUGUAUCCAUAUUACAGCAAAACGGUAUGAAUAUAUUGAAAUGUAUGUCAUCAGAGGAUUAUAAGCUAGUGUUGGCAAACAUCAAACAUUUUAUAUUGGCUACAGAUAUGGCAAAAUUUUUUACAAAUCUUAAAAAAUUGCAAACAAUUGCCAACAAUGGAUCGUUUGAUUGGAAUCUAGAGGAACAUAAAAUCUUACUGUCAUCCCUGGCCAUGAACGGUGCCGAUCUAAACUCGACGGCCUUGCCCUGGCCCGAGGCCAGGGCUAAAACCAAAGAGCUGUUUGAAGAGUUUUACGCAAUGGGCGACAGCGAGAGGCAAAUGGGUAGAGAGCCGAUGGCACUGAUGGAUAGGUUGAAAAUCGAGGAACAGCCUAAAACACAGGUCGACUUUCUCGAAAAUAUAUCCAUACCGUGUCUACAGAUUGUGGAAAAAUUUCUGCCCGACGCACACAGUUAUCUUAAACGAUCGUUCGAAAAUUUGGACAAUUGGCGACAAUUACAUGUCGAGGCCGAUCAACGACACAAACGCUAUCAAUUGACCCGUAUGUCCGCCGAAGAUAUGGAAAGUCCGAUACAAAUGCCGAAAAUCGGUGGCAUUGAAAAAGCCAAGUCGUUUCGGCUGUGAUUAUAUUGGAUGCGACAAAAAAAUCACACAUCAAUAUAACCAAACAAACAAAAAAAAAUUAAAAAAAAACAAACAAAACACACGUAUUUCUGUGUGUGUUUGUAUGGAUUUAAUUAAUUAAUUUUUAUA